CAGAGACUGCGGACACAGUACAGGAGAUGACCAGAGACUGCGGACAACAGUACAGGGGAUGACCAGAGACUGCGGACACAGUACAGGAGAUGACAAGAGACUGCGGACACAGUACAGGGAUGACCAGAGACUGCGGACACAGUACAGGGAUGACCAGAGACUGCGGACACAGUACAGGAGAUGACCAGAGACUGCGGACACAGUACAGGGAUGACCAGUGACUGCGGACACAGUACAGGAGAUGACCAGAGACUGCAGACACAGUACAGGAGAUGACCAGAGACUGCGGACACAGUACAGGGAUGACCAGAGACUGCG
Staurois parvus is the source of this 318-nucleotide messenger RNA. NCBI's taxonomy places the organism in Eukaryota, Metazoa, Chordata, Amphibia, Anura, Ranidae. The record is from the annotation of a GenBank genome assembly.